This is a messenger RNA of Podarcis muralis (Common wall lizard), 1748 nucleotides long. It is a transcript of the gene TNMD, whose product is annotated as tenomodulin. NCBI's taxonomy places the organism in Eukaryota, Metazoa, Chordata, Lepidosauria, Squamata, Lacertidae. The record is from RefSeq and is a predicted model, not a curated record. Gene Ontology annotation, biological process: negative regulation of angiogenesis; negative regulation of endothelial cell proliferation.
UGUGAGGCAAAGCAUCGUGUGGCUCCACCUCAGCCCCAGAGGUCUCUCCAUCUCUCUCUGCAUGCAGAAGGAAAUUUCACGCAGAGGGAGGAAACACCAUGGCGAAAGAUCCCCAGGAGAUCUCUGAGGAAUUCUACGUCCAAGAUGCACAAACACCUAAAGCUACGAAAGAACUCUGCAAAAGAUACAAGAUCUGUGGGGUGUUGCUUUGCAGCCUAGUGCUCUCUGUCAUCCUGACAUUUCUUGGGGUCUAUUAUUUUUGGAAUCCACCACCUAAAAAAAUCUAUGACAUGGAGCACACAUUUUUCAGCGAAGGAGAGAAGCAGAAGAUAUUGAUGAAGAUAGAUCCUCUAACCAGGACAGAGAUCUUUCAAACUGGAAAGGGCAACAAGGAGGUUCUGGAAAUACAUGACUUCAAAAAUGGAAUAACAGGCAUCUUUUUUGUGGGAGACCCAAAGUGCUUCAUCCGAAACCAGAUUAAAGGGAUUCCUGAAACAUCCAACGUGGACAUGGAGGAGCUGGAAGAUGAGGAAAUUACAGAUACCUAUUUCGAGCAGUCUGUAGUCUGGAUUCCAGGGGAGAAGCCUAUUGAAAAUAAAGAUUUUCUGAAAGGUUCCAAGAUCUUUGAGCUCUGCAAAAAUGUGACUGUAUACUGGAUCCACCCGACUUUAUUAAGAGAGCCAGAACUUCUUGACUUUGAAAAUGAAGGUCAGGAGGAGGAGGAAGAGGAUCCGAUUCUGAGAGACAAGCAAGACUGGGCUAGACAUCAGGAGGAAAAGGAAGAGCAACACUUGGCUAAGGAUGCAAGACCAAGUACCAAACGUCAGGCCCGGCAGCUCACAGAAGAGGAUUUCCCUGUGAAUGAUUACUCACAGAACGGACUGGAGUUCCAUCCCCUGUGGGACGAGAGAGGAUACUGCUGUGCCCAGUGCCGCCGUGCCCAUCGAUACUGCCAGAGGGUGUGUGAGCCUCUCCUAGGGUAUUACCCCUACCCUUACUGUUACCAAGGAGGGAGGGUCAUCUGCCGUGUAAUCAUGCCAUGCAACUGGUGGGUAGCGCGGAUGCUGGGGCGAGUGUAAGCACACCCAGCCCCCCAAAAGAUAACUCCUGAUAUACGGCAGUGUCCAAGCGCCACCCAGGGAAUUCCCUAUGGGGUGCACUUGUGUGCUACCAACACUCUAUCUAGUUCAGGGGUCCCCAAACUAUUGUCCAAGAGCUUCAUCCAGGUAGUCCAUGGCAUGACUGUAAAAAUACAACUAAAAAUCAUACAGCAUUUGCAUCAUGCAACACAAUGGCUGAAACAGGCAGAAGAAUGAUUAGGGUGUCCACAAUAAUUUUCAAAGUUGUUCAUGGGGGUGGGGGGAGUUUGGGAAACACUGCUCUAGUUGCUAUUACUGCAGUUCAGUAGGCACCUCUGAGACAGUCACCCUGAGACCAGUGGGCAUUGGUAAUGCCCAUCAUCAAAAGGCCACCACAAAAUGUCCCAACUUUGCUGGUCGGACAUCAAGGAGCAACUUGGGUAGCUAGUGUGGUGUGUGUGUGUGUGUGUGUGUGUGGAUGUGGGGGGGGGGCUUCAAAAUGUGUUAAGAAACCCAUUUAUUGAAGUACUUCUGAAAAUGUAUUGUCACCAGUUUGUUUCCAGUGAAGCAUACCUGCAGCUUAUAUGGGGGUUAGUGCAUAAAGCCAAAAUUUAAAAUAGUCAAGACCAUGGGUAGGCAAACCAAGGCGUGUUUUUACAUGAGUAGAAU